GUCGGUGUGUGGAGGCUUGUUUUGAUGCGGACAGACUGAGCGUGUGUUGGGUUUACAAGUCCCAGCGGAGGGUUUAAAGUGGACCGGAGCUGUGACCGGGACCGGAGCUGCGCACACGGAUGCGGGGAGAGGAGUCUUCGGAUUCGGAGUCCGGGAGGAUGGAGGAGAGUUCUGUCCGGAGGAGUUUGGAGGCGUUGUGUCAGGAGCUGAACAUGGACGAGGAGACGGCGAGUGAAGCCAUGGACAACUUCAGCUGCAUCUGGAACACAUACACACUGGAGGGGGAGGUGGUCCACUGGUUGGCCUGUUCGCUGUAUGCAGCCUGCAGGAAAGGCUCCACCCCCACAGUGGGUAAAGGCCUGAUGGAAGGAAACUGUGUGUCCCUGACCAGGAUCCUUCGCACUGCUAAGCUCAGUCUGAUCCAGUUCUUCUCUAAGAUGAGGAAGUGGGCUGACAUGUCCAACCUGCCGCAGGACUUCAGGCUGCGCAUGGACCAGCUGGAGAGGAACUUCGAGGUGUCCACCGUCAUUUUCCGCAAGUUUGAGCCCAUUUUCAUGGACAUGUUCCAGAAUCCACAGGGGGCGGAGCCACCGCGGCAGCCACGCAGCAGGAAACACAGGCAGCUGCCGUGUCACAUCAGUGAUGUGUUUAAGUUCUGCUGGACUUUGUUUGUCUACACCAAAGGUAACUUCCGUAUGAUCGGUGAUGACCUGGUCAACUCGUACCACCUGCUGCUCUGCUGUCUGGACCUGGUGUUUGGAAAUGCUCUGCUCUGCGGCAACAGGAAGGACCUGAUCAACCCAACGUUCAGAGGUCUUCCUGGGCCGUACAGAGCGGACGGUCAUGUUCCAAGUGAUAAGCCCCCCCCCUGUGUGUUGGAGCGCCUCUGUGAGCUGCAUGAUGGGCUGGUGGUGGAGGCCAAAGGCAUCAAACAGCACUACUUCAAACCAUACAUCCAGAAGCUGUUCCACAGACAGAUCCUUAAAGGUAAUGAGGAGCUUUUGACGGAGCUGCUGGAUCCUCAGAACUUCAUCGAUAACAAUAAAGCCAUUAACAGAGAGUACGAGGAGUACGUGCUGACGGUGGGAGACUUCGAUGAGAGGGUGUUUCUGGGAGCAGACGCUGACGAGGAGAUCGGAACACCCAGGAAGGUGGUCCACGAACCGUCGGCCAGUCUGACGGCAGCGCAGAACCACCUGCAGCAGCAUGUAGAGAAGUCCGGCUCUCUGGCUCCUUCCACACCUCUGACUGGACGAGUUUACCUGAAAGAGAAGGACCUUCUGGUGACACCGGUGUCCUCGGCCACACAGAGUGUCAGCCGACUGCAGAGCAUGGUGGCCCGCCUCCGGACCGCCCCCAGUGAUCAGCUGAUGCAGAUUUUCAAGUCCUGCUCCAGAGACCCCACCCAGUCCAUCCUGUCCAGAGUGAAGACACUGGGCCAGACCUUCAAAGAACAUUACACCAACGACUCUGAGGACACGCCAGGGUCACACAUAGACUUUGCAGAAAACCGUCUGAAACUAGCAGAGAUCCUGUACUACAAGGUCCUGGAGAAUGUGAUGGUUCAGGAGACCAAACGGCUGCAAGGAAAAGAUAUGAGCGUGUUGUUGGAACAGGACAUCUUCCACUGCUCUCUGAUGGCAUGCUGUUUGGAGGUGGUCCUGUUCUCCUACAGUUCCCAGAGAACAUUUCCAUGGAUCAUCAACGUCUUCAAACUGGCUCCUUUCUACUUUUUUAAGGUGAUCGAGGUGUUCAUCCGCUCAGAGGAAGGUUUGUCCAGAGACAUGGUGAAGCACCUCAACUCCAUAGAGGAGCAGGUGUUGGAGAGCAGAGCCUGGGUCGGUGGUUCUGCUCUGUGGAGCGCCCUGCAGACAGCUGGGAACAAAGUCCCAACUGUGGAAGAGGUCAAUUUCUCCUCUAGUCUAGACACAGGUUCUGGUUCUGGUUCUGGUGGGGUUCAGUCCCACCUGCCUCUGGUCGCCCUGUCUCCCAUCAUCCACCCACGCAUCAGGGAGUUCAGAUCAGGCCUGGGCAGCACACGCAAAGAUGUGCCUCCUUCUCCUCUGUCCGUUCAUGACCGCUACAGCUCCCCCACAGCUGGCAGCGCCAAACGCCGUCUCUUCGGCGACGACCCUCCCACUUCUGUGACAUCAGGCCUGACACCCAAUGGGAGCCCCAUGUCGUCUCCGGCUAAAAGGCUGACGUUCAGCUCCAGCUCCACCCUGAAGAUUGGAGCUCAGAGCGCCCAGACCACGGUCCUGAGCAUCCCACUGCAAGGGGUCAGUUCUGACCGGACCAUUACGCUGAUCCCAGUCCAGCCCUGUGACUCCUCCUCUGGGACAGUUACGGCCCAGUUGCUGCUGACGUCCUCCCCCAGCCGCAUCACAGCUGCAUCUGUGACCUCUGACCCCCCGACAGGAAGUGGCCGUCCACGACGCACCGGCUCUCUGGCUCUGUUCUUCAGGAAGGUGUAUCAUCUGGCCAGUGUGAGGCUGAGGGAUCUAUGCGUGAAACUGGACAUCUCAUCUGAACUUCGUGGGAAAAUCUGGACAUGUUUCGAACACGCUCUGGUCCACAGUACAGAUCUGAUGAGGGACCGACACCUGGACCAGCUGCUGCUGUGCAGCGUCUACAUCAUAUCCAAAAUCACCAAAGAGACUCACACAUUCCAGGACAUCAUGAAGUGUUAUCGCAGCCAACCUCAGGCCAACAGCCAUGUGUACCGCAGUGUCCUGUUGCGUCACACUCCCAGAGAGCAGGUGGCAGACGAGAACAUGGAGGUGGACCUGGUGUCUGGUGGUGAAUCGGCUGAGAAAACCGCCCAGAGCUCCAGUUUGGACCAAUCAGCAGAGGAGGAGCGCGGUGACCUCAUCCAGUUUUACAACACAGUGUUUGUCCUGAAGAUGAAAGGCUUCGCUCUGCGUUACGCCACACAUGAGAACAGGGCUGAAGCUCCGCCUCUGUCUCCGUUCCCGUCGGUCCGGGCUCAGCCUCUGUCCCCUCGUCGUGUUUCUCAGAGACACUCUCUAUACGUUUCUCCUCAUAAGAACAGCAGCGGCGGAUACCUGACGCCCAACUCCUACACCUACAGGAUCAACAGCAGCCCCUCCAAGGAUCUGUCGGACAUUAACCGGAUGAUCCGUCAGGGCUGCGUCAGCAGGAAGAGGGCCUUCACCAUGGAGGGGGAUGUCAUGAUGUCAUCAGUGUGCGACUCCCCCAGUAAGAGGGCGUGUCCAGAGAAUGGCAGCAGUCCAGACAUUCUGCUAAAGCGUCUGCAGGACGUGGUGUCGGAGCGGCAGAGUCUCUGAAGAACCCACCGAGUCACUGAAGAACCCACCUAGUCCUGUUCAGAACAUAGACUAACCCUAACCCUGACCCUUCGGUUUUCUUCCUCAUAAACAUGUCAGAUCGAUCAGCUGACUCAUCUUUGAGGAUGUUUCUGUUUUAUUUUGGAUAAAUGAUAAACACAGAGGAGGGAAAAGGGGAUGAAAUGGAGGCAUGUGUUUAAUGGUCUGUCCUCUAUGUCCUCCCUUCAUCUACUGUCCAUGUGUCUGCUGUUGGACGUCCCAUGGGGACGAGCAGUAACGAUGGGACUGAGCUUCAUUUAUAAAAUGUCCUUAUUUUAAUUAAACAGCAACUGAACAGAUGAUGGACAGUGGAAACCCAACAGUUUAAAGGUAAAAUAAACAAAUACACAGUAACUGAGUACAAAACACACAGAACUGAGUAUAAAACACACAGUAACUGAGUAUAAAACAGCAGCGUUCAGACACGUUAGCUCUGCGUCAUACUGUUAGAAAAAAAAAGGAUUCAGAAAUUGUGUGUUUAGUGCUGGUUCCACAUAGUUCUGGACAGAGCUCUGAUCAUUACCUGGUGCCUC
This is a messenger RNA of Sphaeramia orbicularis (orbiculate cardinalfish), 3880 nucleotides long. It is a transcript of the gene rbl1, whose product is annotated as retinoblastoma-like 1 (p107). Bases 120 to 3308 code for a protein of 1062 amino acids. The record is from RefSeq and is a predicted model, not a curated record. Gene Ontology annotation, biological process: negative regulation of G1/S transition of mitotic cell cycle; cell differentiation; regulation of transcription by RNA polymerase II. The transcript has 22 exons. Lineage: Eukaryota; Metazoa; Chordata; Actinopteri; Kurtiformes; Apogonidae. Gene Ontology annotation, cellular component: chromatin; nucleus; transcription regulator complex. Gene Ontology annotation, molecular function: RNA polymerase II transcription regulatory region sequence-specific DNA binding.